AAACCUUAAUCCUCUCGGAAAUCUUGAAGAAUGAAUCUUUACGAGGCACUUUCCUCUCCGUAACCCUAAAACGCGGUGUUCGAUCAAUUUCAAUCUUCUCCACCGCAAUCAUCCGCAAAUUCUCUCUCUUCCUUCGAUCAUAGACAAUGGGUAACACCGAUAAAUUGAUGAACCAGAUCAUGGAGCUCAAAUUCACAUCCAAAAGUCUCCAGCGCCAGGCAAAGAAAUGCGAAAAGGAAGAGAAAACAGAGAAGCUCAAGGUCAAGAAAGCAAUCGAGAAAGGAAACAUGGACGGCGCUCGUAUCUACGCAGAGAACUCCAUUCGCAAGCGCAGCGAGCAGUUGAAUUACCUUCGCCUUUCGUCUCGCCUCGACGCCGUCGUCUCCAGACUCGAUACUCAAGCUAAGAUGAUGACUAUUAGUAAAUCCAUGGGAUCAAUUGUCAAAUCCCUUGAGUCAUCUCUCACCACCGGAAAUUUACAGAAGAUGUCCGAGACCAUGGACAAGUUUGAGCGGCAAUUCGUUAAUAUGGAGGUUCAGGCUGAGUUUAUGGAAAGUUCAAUGGCUGGAAGCACUUCUCUUUCGACUCCAGAGGGCGAGGUGAAUGCCUUAAUGCAACAGGUUGCGGAUGAUUAUGGGCUCGAAGUAUCAGUGGGUCUGCCUCAGCCAGCAGCUCAUGCUGUGCCAAGCAGGACACAGGAGAAAGUAGAGGAAGAUGGCUUGUCAAAGCGCCUUGCUGAGCUUAAGGCCCGUGGCUGAAUCCGGUCGCGAGAAUGAAAACCCCACCCACCCUGUUUAAUAAUCUGCCAUAUUAUUACUUUCCAUGAAAUUUAUAGCAUCAUCUAUUUAACCCUGUUUCUCAUUCCAUGUAGUACUUGAAGCAGAAGAAGAACAUUGAGUAUAUAUAUAUAUAUAUAUGGUAACUGUUUUUUUCU
Molecule: messenger RNA, 934 nt
Organism: Impatiens glandulifera
Lineage: Eukaryota; Viridiplantae; Streptophyta; Magnoliopsida; Ericales; Balsaminaceae
Product: ESCRT-related protein CHMP1A-like
Exons: 1
Coding region: 147-758 (203 amino acids)
Biological process (GO): late endosome to vacuole transport; endosome transport via multivesicular body sorting pathway; protein transport
Cellular component (GO): ESCRT III complex; multivesicular body
Source: RefSeq, a predicted model, not a curated record